AAGCGAGAAAAAUUAUUUUCCACUCCAGAAAUUAAUGAUCAUGAGCUCCUAUUUGAUGGACUCUAACUACAUCGAUCCGAAAUUUCCUCCAUGCGAGGAAUAUUCGCAAAAUAGCUACAUCCCUGAGCAUAGUCCGGAAUAUUACGGCCGGACCAGGGAAUCAGGAUUUCAGCAUCACCAUCAAGAGCUGUACCCACCACCACCUCCACGGUCUAGCUAUCCCGAGCGCCAAUAUAGCUGUACCAGUCUCCAGGGACCGGGCAAUCCGAGAGGCCACGGGCCGGCUCAGGCGGGGCACCAUCACCCCGAGAAAUCGCAGCCGCUCUGCGAGCCAGCUCCUCUCUCCGGCUCCUCCACUUCCCCCUCCCCAGCCCCGCCAGCCUGCAGCCAGCCAGCCCCAGACCAUCCCUCCAGCGCCGCAUCCAAGCAGCCCAUAGUGUAUCCAUGGAUGAAAAAAAUCCACGUUAGCACGGUGAACCCCAAUUAUAAUGGAGGGGAACCCAAGCGUUCGAGGACAGCCUACACCCGCCAGCAGGUCUUGGAAUUAGAAAAAGAGUUUCAUUACAACCGCUACCUGACCCGGAGGAGAAGGAUCGAGAUCGCCCAUUCGCUGUGUCUCUCCGAGCGGCAGAUCAAAAUUUGGUUCCAAAACCGUCGGAUGAAAUGGAAGAAGGACCACCGACUCCCCAACACCAAAGUCAGAUCCGCCCCACCAGCCGGAGCGGCGCCCAGCUCCCUGCCCGCAACCACCCCCGGCCCUACUGAAGACCAUUCCCAAAGCUCAACACCACAGGAGCAGCGAGCAGAGGACAUUACCAGGUUAUAAAACAUAAAUCACACCCCUUCGCCCCCAUACCCACUCCCCCACCCCCCACACACAAAUUGACUCUUAUUUAUAGAAUCUAAUAUAUAUAUAUAUAUUUUGGUUCUUUCUUCUCCCCAUCUCUAGUCCUUUGCUUAUUCCAAACAGAAACAACAGAUACAUGGAAACAAGCCCCCCCCUCCCCUUUUCUCCCUUCCACUGUUAAGGACCCUUUUAAGCAUGUGAUGUUGUCUUAGCAUGGUACCUGCGGGGCUUUUUUUAGGCCGUUUGGGGGUUUUAUUUAUUUUUUAAGAAAAAAAAGCAGCAAAAAAAAAAGAUUAUAUAUUGCAAGGUGCGAUGGUCCAGUUCUGGUUAAUUUUCAGGGGGAAAGAGGGAAGAAAAAGGAAAGAGACAUUUUUAGGCCAAUUCUUCUGUUUCUUCUUUUCCUUUUUUCCCCCUUAGGCCUUUUGCAUUGAAAAAUGCAUCAGGGGAGGUGAGGGAGGGGGAAGUCAUUUUAAGGAGAACAAAGCUAUGAAGUUCUUUUGUAUCAUUGUGGGGGGGGGUGGGAGGAGAAGGGGGGGAAAGGCAGCAGACAAAGCUAAAUGCAUCUCGGGAGCCUCUCCUAGCUGUUCAGUUUGAGGAGCCAAAAGAAUAUCAAAAAGAACUUUCAGUUCUGAGACGGAAACUCCAAACCUUAGGUAGAUUUUUCACCCCCCUUGUGAUCAUUGUGGUUUUUGGACUGAAUUUACUUGGUUAUUGUAAAACUUGCAAUAAAGAAUUUUAGUGUUGAUGUGAAGUGCCCCGUGAUCAAUAAUAAACCAGUGAAUGUGAAUUAGUUUUA
This is a messenger RNA of Antechinus flavipes (yellow-footed antechinus), 1643 nucleotides long. RefSeq names its product homeobox C4 (gene HOXC4). The coding region runs from base 35 to 826 and encodes 263 amino acids. The record is from RefSeq and is a predicted model, not a curated record. Gene Ontology annotation, molecular function: RNA polymerase II cis-regulatory region sequence-specific DNA binding; DNA-binding transcription factor activity, RNA polymerase II-specific. Lineage: Eukaryota; Metazoa; Chordata; Mammalia; Dasyuromorphia; Dasyuridae. The transcript is spliced from 2 exons. Gene Ontology annotation, cellular component: nucleus. Gene Ontology annotation, biological process: embryonic skeletal system morphogenesis; regulation of transcription by RNA polymerase II; anterior/posterior pattern specification.